Messenger RNA from Priapulus caudatus, 819 nucleotides. RefSeq lists its product as uncharacterized. Bases 1 to 819 code for a protein of 272 amino acids. NCBI's taxonomy places the organism in Eukaryota, Metazoa, Priapulida, Priapulimorpha, Priapulimorphida, Priapulidae. The transcript has a single exon. The record is from RefSeq and is a predicted model, not a curated record. Gene Ontology annotation, biological process: carbohydrate metabolic process.
AUGUUUGAAGCACGACUUUCCAGUAAGAGCACGCCCGUCGACUAUUGGCGACAGGCGUCGUCGUCGCUGUGGGCGGCAGAGAUGGCGGGACACCGAAACAUUCUCGAGCGCCUCGGCAACGUGCGAGCGGAGGACGUGCGCGGCAUGCGCGCGCCCUUCCUGCAAGGUGGCGGUAACACGCAGUUCAGCAUGAUGGCCGAGCAUGGCUUCAUCUACGACAUGUCGAUGCCGACGCAGCAGAACGAUCCUCCGCUCUGGCCCUACACGCUCGACUACCGCAGCACGCAGGGCUGCGACAUCCCACCCUGCCCGACCGCCUCCUUCCCGGGCGUCUGGGAAGUGCCGCUUGUCGACUGGCUCGACACCAACGGAACUCUGUGUAGCAUGGUAGACGGCUGUCACAUACCGGAGAGUAAAGACGAGGCGCUGCAGCUGCUGCACGACAACUUCAACAGGCAUUACCAUGGCAACCGCGCUCCGUUCCCCGUGAACCUACGUGCGCGCUGGUUCUACGAGUACGGCUAUAACCGGGAGGCGAUCACGGAGUGGCUCGACUCUCUGGCGAGCAUGAAUGACGUCUACGUCGUCACCGUCAGUCAGAUGCUUAGCUACGUGCGCAAUCCCGUAGCGCACCGAGGCGUCGCAGACGUGGCCGCAUUCUCGUGCGACGCUCUGCCAGACGUCGAAAUCUCGUGCGAAGUCAACAGCUGCGUCUACGAGAACAUCACGCAUGCGCCGAACAGCGACGAGCAUCCAGGCGAGCGGCGCGUACAGACCUGCAACGCCUGUCCCGAGACGUACCCGUGGCUGGCCGCGUGA